Messenger RNA from Athalia rosae (coleseed sawfly), 2703 nucleotides. It is a transcript of the gene Hrd3, whose product is annotated as protein sel-1 homolog 1. Gene Ontology annotation, molecular function: protein binding. NCBI's taxonomy places the organism in Eukaryota, Metazoa, Arthropoda, Insecta, Hymenoptera, Athaliidae. The record is from RefSeq and is a predicted model, not a curated record. Gene Ontology annotation, biological process: ERAD pathway. The transcript is spliced from 6 exons. Bases 201 to 2510 code for a protein of 769 amino acids. Gene Ontology annotation, cellular component: endoplasmic reticulum membrane.
AUUGACGUGUCCUAAUGACGUAGAAUGCGUCUGCUAGGAGGGAGGGUAUGAUGUGGUGUAGUCCAUCUCCUGCCGCAAUGUACGCGUACGUCCCGACCUUUAUUUAUGAUUAAAGUAUUGAAAAUAAUUGGAAAUUAUUUGGUUCCUACAAAGACUGAAACCUCGAUGCGUUACUCUUUUUAUCGUGCGAAUGAAAAUUCAUGGUGAUUAUGAAGCUCGGAAAAGGACUAUUGGUUUUGUUGCUCCUCUUGGUUAUGUUUUCUGAUGCAGAGCUAGAGGAGACAUUAAAAAAACGCGAAGAUAUAGACAAAAAAUCUAGUCUAACCGAUGAAGAAGAAAUUGUUGAAGAUGAUCUGGAGAACACUUUUGAACAUUUACGUGAAAUUAAAGUGCUACGUGAUACUAUAUUGAAGUUGGUACCAACUUCGCAUCCAUUUCUUCGAGAUGUUCUCCGGGGUAAACAACGGAAAGGAGACUCUCAGGAUGAUGAUGACGAAGAUGUUGUGCAAAAGGAAAAUUUGCGGGAGACCGAUAUGGAAGCUGCAAAUAGUUUGAUUAAAUCAAUAGUUGAUCGUGUCAAAGCAAUGAAGAAUAGCGACCCUAACGACAGGAGUUUGGAAGAGUGGGAUGGUGUUGAAUUCUGGGGGGAGGAUGACAUAUCGGUCACUGAUUUUCCUGAAGAAGAAAAUACCAUUCCAUUAACGCCUGAACAACUAGAAGGCGAAGAAUUAUUCAAGAAGGCUCAGAGUAUUUUGAAUGCUACACACGCCAAUAAAGCCGAAGCGCACAAGCUUCUGACAGCAGCAGCAACAUUGGGACAUAGAGAAGCUCGUUCCAUGUUAGCUUGGGCUCAGCUUCUAGGAACUCAAAUCAGUCCCUCAGCAUCUAGUGCUUCCUCCCAGGAUAUUCCCUCUGCUUUACAAACUUUCAAAGAGCUUGCAGAGACUGGUUUACCUUCUGCCCAUAUGGGCUUAGGAUUCUUUUAUGCAACAGGCCUUGGCGGCUUAAAUGCGUCACAAGGAAAGGCAUUAUUGCAUUAUACAGUAGCAGCUCUUGGAGGAGAUACUAGGGCACAAAUGGCUCUUGGAUAUCGUCAUUGGGCUGGAGUAACGACUCCAGCAUCAUGCGAGCGAGCUUUAGACUUCUAUCGCAAGGUGGCUAACAAAGUUGCUGAAGAGGUGUCUCUAAGCGGAGGGCCUGUUAUACAACGAGUGAGACUUCUGGACGAGUACGAAAACCCAGGAUACACAUCUGGAAUUCUAGACCAGGAUUUGAUUGAGUAUUAUCAACUGCUAGCUGAAAAAGGAGACAUCCAGGCCCAAGUCGGUUUAGGGCAACUUCAUUAUCAAGGAGGAAGAGGAGUGCCAUUGGAUCAUCAAAAAGCUCUUCACUAUUUUCAGCAUGCAGCUGAUGCCGGGAAUUCUCUGGCUAUGGCCUUCCUAGGGAAGAUUUAUCUUGAGGGGAGCGACAUAGUGAAGCAAGAUAAUGAAACGGCGUACAAGUAUUUCAAAAAGGCUGCUGAACUUGGCAAUCCAGUUGGGCAGAGUGGAUUAGGGCUUAUGUACUUAUAUGGAAGAGGUGUUGAACGAGACACUUCCAAAGCCCUAAAGUACUUCAGUCAGGCCGCAGAUCAAGGCUGGGUUGAUGGUCAAUUGCAAUUGGGAAAUAUGUAUUUCAGUGGAACAGGUGUCAGCCGUGACUACAAGCUGGCCAAUAAAUAUUUCAACUUGGCCAGUCAGUCUGGGCAUGUUUUAGCGCUUUAUAACUUAGCCCAGAUGCACGCUACUGGUACUGGAAUGAUGCGAAGUUGUCCAACAGCUGUAGAACUUUUAAAAAAUGUAGCCGAAAGGGGAAAAUGGAGCGAUCAACUCAUGAUGGCUCACAACGAGUAUCGUGAAGGAAGAGUAGAUGAGGCGUUUGUCACUUAUACAUUACUAGCGGAGAUGGGCUACGAAGUUGCUCAGAGCAACGCAGCAUUCAUUUUAGACAGAGCUGAGACAACCAUUUUCUCUGAGGAAGAAGGCUUUGUCAGGGCUCUGUACCUUUGGGCCCGCGCUGCUGCACAAGGCUAUUCUCCCGCUCAGGUAAAACUUGGUGAUGCCCACUAUUAUGGCAAAGGAACCCGAGUGGACUACGAAGUAGCAGCAAGUCAUUAUCGGUCAGCUUCUGAGCAGCAGCAUAAUGCACAGGCGAUGUUCAACCUGGGCUACAUGCAUGAACGAGGCCUUGGUCUUGCCAGGGAUCGGCAUUUAGCAAAACGGUGUUACGAUUCAGCUGCUGAGGCUAACGCAGACGCCCGUAUUCCGGUUGCCUUGGCUCUUUUGAAGCUAUCUUUCCUGUUUGGAUUAGACUAUGUGCAAGAAUUGAGUUUUAUUGACCAAUGGGAUCAAUUCCUUGGACAAAACUGGGACUUAUACCUUAUUGGGAUGCUUACUGGCAUGCUAAGCAUGGUUAUAUACUUUCGUCGACCUCAACCGCCACCACCGAGACCUGCACCUCCUGUUAACUAGUCUUAGUUCACGAAUAAAAAUGACUAUAACAUCUGAGAUUACCAGUACCAAGCGCAUAGUUAUUCCUUCACCUAGUAAUUAAUCUUGUUUGUUUGCCAAAUGAAUGAAUGAAUGGCGACUAAAGAGAUUGACAUGAUAAUUAGUUUUGUAUGGUUUUGAACGCUGGAUAAUAAAUAUAUAAAGUUAUACAAUA